UGACGUUAGAUUUAGAAUUUAAUGUUCGUCUGUACCGUUGCGUAGGUCAUAUGAUUCUGUCAUUCAGAGUUACGAGAAAUUGACAGAUUGUCAGUGGUCACCGAGUCAUUGUCAGUGAUUACGACGUUACGUAUGAGUGAGUGAAUACACGCAGCAGAAGACGCAGUCAACGCAGGUCUUACGUUCUCUGAAAAAAUGUCUCUUUUCGGAAUGGUUAAUCCCUUUUCCACGCCAGUAGGACAAAAGAUUGAAUCUGCUACAGAUGGUAACUUACCAAGUGAGAAUUGGACACUGAACAUGGAAAUAUGCGAUAUUAUAAAUGAAACUGAGGAUGGACCAAGAGAUGCUAUUAAGGCAAUCAAACGCAGACUUACCCAAGCAGCAGGCAAAAAUUAUACUAUAGUCAUGUAUACACUUACUGUAUUGGAGACAUGUGUAAAAAACUGUGGGAAACGUUUUCAUGCUCUUGCUUGUUCAAGAGAAUUUGUCCAGGACCUAGUUAAAUUAAUCGGUCCAAAAAAUGAGCCACCUACUGCAGUACAAGAGAAGGUUUUAAGUUUGAUCCAAACAUGGGCAGAUACAUUCCGCCAUCAGCCACAUACUCAAGGUGUUGUGCAGGUCUAUCAGGAAUUAAAGAUAAAGGGCAUACAGUUUCCAAUGACUGAUCUGGAUGCUAUGGCACCGAUUAUUACGCCAGAAAGAAGUGUACCUGAAACAGAACAAGCUCCAGUAAAUCUGGCUACAAAUGAGCAGCCUCCAUCAUUGGGUACACAACAUUUAUCACCACAGACACAAUCUGCCAACCAGUUAACUCAGUUGAAUGAGCAACAAAUGGCUAAAUUACAAAGUGAACUUGAUGUUGUUCAAGGAAAUAUGCGUGUACUAUCAGAAAUAUUGGCAUACUUGACAAGUCCAGACCAAAGUAGUAAUCAACAACCAGAUACAGCAGAUCUUGAAUUAUUAACUGAGCUUCAUUCAACAUGUAAGGCGAUGCAAGUUCGUGUUGUCGAUUUAAUUGGUAAAUUGGCUCAUGAUGAAAUGACAGCAGAAUUAUUGCGCAUUAAUGAUGAAUUAAAUAAUCUCUUUCUUCGUUAUUCGCGCUAUACAAAGAAUAAAAUGCAAAUUCCCGCAAGCACUAUACUAGCUCAAACAAUUGGUCAACCACCGAAUGUUGAAUCAACUCCAUCUCUUACUAAAAAAGAAGCAGAAUCCCUUAUAGAUUUGUCUGAUGAUAUGGACGGCAUAACGAAACAAAUGAAUGAACUCGGUGCAGCUGAAAAUGUAGAUAAAAGCAAAGUAGAGCGAAAGGAAAAGAAAGGAGAAAGUGACGAAUUCGACAUGUUUGCACAGUCACGUAAUGCAACAUAUGAGACAACAAAGAAUAGUGGUAGCAAAUAUGAGGAUAAUCAGGAACAGGUGAGAGGAGGGAGCUUAAGUACAGCAAUUCUCAAUCGCAAUAACCCUAAAUUACCACAGCAGGCUGCUUCUACUACAAAUGCUAGUCAGAACCUGGAAUCUGAAUUUAAUGAAAUGGCAGCCUGGUUAGAUCGCACGCCUGGAGCACAAGGUGAUCAGGAAUCAUUGACGUCAUCGGAAUUCGAGCGUUUCUUAGCAGAACGUGCGGCCGCGGCUGAAGCUUUACCAAACCUAUCCACAACUGCUAGCACAAACUCGUCAACUACUGGUAACCAGAACAUACAGCGCCAAAUUAACAAAGAUCAAGACAAGUCUCUAUUCGCUCUUUAAAUAUCUUAGAAAUCUUCCUGUUGCGAAAUUAAUUUGUUGGAAGAUAAAUUUAUUAAGAGUGUGUGUUUGUUCAGAUAACACACAAUUUCAUUAUUCCCUCUAAUUAAAUUGCACUCCUAAUAUCAUCGACGAUUUAAAUAUCGAUUUGUAUUUUUAACAUUAGGAGUUUUUAUUCUGUCAUAAGAUAGAGUAAAAAGAUGAGGGAAAAGGUACAUGCAAAAGAGAAGCUUUGUGCUUGUACGUACUUAAUAACAUAACAGAUAUUACAUAAUCAUGUUUGAGAUCUUGUUUCUGUUGUAAAACUAUGAUUAUAAUGUGGAUAAAUUGCUUUAAAGUUUCUGCAAAUCAUUACAACUGACUAUUAUGUAAUGGUAGUAUGUUAAGGACUAAUUUAUGUUUGUAUAUAAGUAACACAAUGCGUCCACAAAGUUAUUCAAGUCAUAUGACUUCUUGCUAUUAUAAUGCCUUGAGAUUGCAAAUGUAAAAUGUGAAAUUAUACUUGUUAGAUUUCUAAAUUGAUGCAUGAAUAUUUGAAUGAAGAAACCAGUCAGACAAUUAUUCUUCUCUAUAUAUUGACAAACUAUUUUUCUAUGUUAAAGUAAAUUCUGUCUUAACUGUUUGACAUUCUAUACAGAGAUACAUUCUACAAAAAUUAAUUAUUAUUUUUACUAUUGUAAUUCCUAUUAUUGUAGAGAGAC
Molecule: messenger RNA, 2444 nt
Organism: Harpegnathos saltator (Jerdon's jumping ant)
Lineage: Eukaryota; Metazoa; Arthropoda; Insecta; Hymenoptera; Formicidae
Product: TOM1-like protein 2
Exons: 9
Coding region: 196-1746 (516 amino acids)
Biological process (GO): signal transduction
Cellular component (GO): endosome; membrane
Molecular function (GO): clathrin binding; phosphatidylinositol binding; ubiquitin binding
Source: RefSeq, a predicted model, not a curated record